Macrobrachium nipponense is the source of this 999-nucleotide messenger RNA. RefSeq lists its product as uncharacterized. The record is from RefSeq and is a predicted model, not a curated record. The coding region runs from base 1 to 999 and encodes 332 amino acids. Gene Ontology annotation, cellular component: extracellular matrix. The transcript has a single exon. Gene Ontology annotation, biological process: extracellular matrix organization. NCBI's taxonomy places the organism in Eukaryota, Metazoa, Arthropoda, Malacostraca, Decapoda, Palaemonidae.
AUGAACCAGUGCUUGUGUCCCAGAGGAAGUGAUAAGGACCAGUGCUUGUUUCCCAGAGGAAGUGAUAAGAACCAGUGCUUGUGUCCCAGAGGAAGUGAUAAGAACCAGUGCUUGUAUCCUAGUAGAAGUGAUAAGAACCAGUGCUUGCAUCCUAGUGGAAGUGAUAAGAACCAGUGCUUGUAUCCCAGAGGAAGUGAUAAGAACCAGUGCUUGUAUCCAAGAGGAAGUGAUAAGAACCAGUGCUUGUGUCCCAGAGGAAGUGAUAAGGACCGGUGCUUGUAUUCCAGAGGAAGGGAUAAGAACCAGUGCGUGCAUCCUAGUGGAAGUGAUAAGUACCAGUGCGUGCAUCCUAGUGGAAGUGAUAAGUACCAGUGCUUGUGUCCCAGAAGAAGUGAUAAGAACCAGUGCUUGUAUCCAAGAGGAAGUGAUAAGAACCAGCGCUUGUAUCCCAGAGGAAGUGAUAAGAACCAGCGCUUGUAUCCAAGAGGAAGUGAUAAGAACCAGUGGUUGUAUCCUAGUGGAAGUGAUAAGAACCAGCGCUUGUAUCCAAGAGGAAGUGAUAAGAACCAGCGCUUGUAUCCUAGUGGAAGUGAUAAGUACCAGUGCUUGUGUCCCAGAAGAAGUGAUAAGAACCAGUGCUUGUAUCCAAGAGGAAGUGAUAAGAACCAGCGCUUGUAUCCCAGAGGAAGUGAUAAGAACCAGCGCUUGUAUCCAAGAGGAAGUGAUAAGAACCAGUGGUUGUAUCCUAGUGGAAGUGAUAAGAACCAGCGCUUGUAUCCAAGAGGAAGUGAUAAGAACCAGCGCUUGUAUCCCAGAGGAAGUGAUAAGAACCAGCGCUUGUAUCCAAGAGGAAGUGAUAAGAACCAGUGGUUGUAUCCUAGUGGAAGUGAUAAGAACCAGCGAUUGUUAGCCCAGAAGAGGAAAGCGAUAAGAACCAGCGCUUGUAGCCUAAUUGGAAGUGAUCAAGGCGUACCAGUGCUUGUGUCCCAGAAGAAGUGA